This is a messenger RNA of Myxocyprinus asiaticus (Chinese sucker), 4427 nucleotides long. Its product is annotated as homeobox protein Nkx-3.2-like. The transcript is spliced from 4 exons. Gene Ontology annotation, biological process: regulation of transcription by RNA polymerase II. Gene Ontology annotation, molecular function: RNA polymerase II cis-regulatory region sequence-specific DNA binding; DNA-binding transcription factor activity, RNA polymerase II-specific. The record is from RefSeq and is a predicted model, not a curated record. Lineage: Eukaryota; Metazoa; Chordata; Actinopteri; Cypriniformes; Catostomidae. Bases 1373 to 2581 code for a protein of 402 amino acids.
CUAAGAUAAAUCACUUAAUAAAUAAAAAAUAAAUGAAGCAUAAUGCUGUAAUUAAACUUGAUUUAAAACACCAUCAUGGCAAAGUACAGGCACAUGGAAAAUGUAACAAUUGGACAUGCAAAUUAAAUUCAAGGAGCAACAUAUUUUUUUACAUUUUCAUUGGUGAUUUGAAAACAAGGCCAAAAGAUGUAAUGCUGCGACCACCUCCCCACCCUUUCACACCUCUGUCCCAUAAACACAUAAACUCUGUCCCAUAAAAUCACCUCAUAGGCAUAUCAUUAUCUCGUUUACACCUCAUACAGAAAUAUUUCCAUUUUAAUACAGCAGACAGGGUGGACUAAAACACACCCAUUGAGAUGGUAAUUCUAAGGCAGCCCUGCUUAAGGCAUUUAAACAUUAGCCCAAUCAGUAAAAAAAAAAAAAAAAUCACAAACACAAACAUUUUAAAAGUUACAUAGGUUUAGAUUGGAGCACUUUUGAGUGAACUUGUCCACAUGGGAUUUUGCUUUACUUUUGUAGGAUUGAUCAUGCUAGUCUGAAGAAAUGAUUGGUGAGCUUUUUCCUCCUCUGAAAGAAACUUUGCAAAACAUAUUAAGACACAGUAGUUUAUAGGGGUAAAAAGGAUCUGUAAAAAUUUAGCCUAUUUAAGGUUGUAAAAUUUAAAUAAUCGUUCAAUAAUCUAAACCUUACUGUAUAUUGUCACCAACACGUAAAUAUCAUGGGUUAAAUCAAAUGACUAAUUAAUAUUAUUAAUUCAUACUUUUGAACCCCCCCACAUACAACUUGUCUUAAAAUAUGUAAUUACAUACACUGCUGACUCAUUAAACUGCUAUGACAGUUACCAGAUGUUAAGCUCUAAUAUGUAGCUGAUAUUGGAUGUAAAAAUUAAUUCGUUCACUGUUUUUAUAUAAUUAAAUGAUCCACUUUUAACCCAAGUCUUUUGAUUUUGAAUUUUAUGUUUUAAUUUUUCCCUUUAAUUUAAUUUUCAUUAGCCUUAUUAUUUAUUUGAUUCUUCAUCAAAUUUUUACAUUUUCUUUAAUAUAAAAGUAUUCCUGAAAACAGUAGGUACCUGGCUCAGGUAAAUGUGGAAUGAGGGUGUAGUUCCCAUCAGCCCCAAUGAGCGUCUUCCACUUUCAAAAGAUGCAUCUGAUUGGUCCGAGCAUCUCGUUCCAGCUCCACCCAACCCACACCCACUCACCUGGCUUCAUAAAUCAGGUUCCCCACUCACCCCUUUUUAGGUCAUGUUACGGGGGUCUGACUAUGUAAUUAUGAGUUGAAGAGCGUUUGCUGAAAGCUUGUUUGGAGCGUAGUGGAGCCCUUUGGGUGUUUUGUCACAGGGUGUGCUGAAUUAGGUCAGUAAAGUCCAAGAUAUAUGCAAGUUUAUCAACUUUCUGUUCAGCGCUCACCAGACACAUCAAACGAGGGUAUGGCGGAUUGGAAAAUGCCAGUAAAUUACAAUUUAAACCCUUCUUAUCAUGCGUAUGCAUACGGGUUCGUGUACCCGCAGGGGUCUGAACACGGCCAGCCGAAUCUGAGCUGGACCGAGGCCGCAUACACUCACGCCGGCGGGGUCACAGCGAGCUUCUACUCCGCUCAAGCCGCACAGCAGUCGCCACCCUGGAGUCCGGAGAACACCGCUGCCAGCAAUUAUGGGCACUACCCGAGCCACACGCAGAACGGGCGAUUGUUCCUGUCCUAUAACAAGACUGAGGUCGACCCGAAGGCGAAAGAUGCAGAGCAGGCCGGGAGCGAUACACCAAGCGAUUCAGAGGCCCAUACGCCAGAUUCUUGGAGUUCUGGGAGCAGUCGAGAAGGGGCCACUCUGACCAACCUGAAUCUCCCUUCCUGGAGGGAUCAGGACUACGAAACUGACAGCGGCAGUCCUGAUGGGAGAGAACUUGUCUCAAACUCUCAGUCUGUGGUGGGAGAGAAGCCAGCAAGUUUGAAUCUGGGUAUGGAUGGUUUACCUCCAGUGUCUGUGGUGAGUACAUCUUCAACGCAACCUUCAAUCCAACCCCGCAAGACCCGCGCUGCCUUUUCUGAGGAGCAAAUGAAUGCUCUUGUCCACCGGUUCAAUGCCCAGAGAUACCUGACUCCUGCAGAGAUGAAAACUCUUGCUGGAUCGACAGGACUAACAUACAAACAGGUGAAAACUUGGUUCCAGAACCGCAGGAUGAAACUCAAGAGGCACCAAAGAGAUGGCAGUUGGAUGACCGAGAGAUACGUCAAUGGCAUGCCCAACACACCAGCUCCUCACUCUCUGUUUCAGAGUGAUACCCCCCUACCAAACCAAGAUCACUACAGUAACCCUCAGUUGAGAGAGGCCAUUUUUAAGAGUCCUCCAAAAACGCCCUUCUACCCCAGCUAUCCACAGCCACGCUCUCCUUCCCAGGUCACCACGAGACCCCCAGGAAACUGGCCUCUGCCCCCAGCUGUGACGCACAAUGAGUUCCCCAACCCUACUAGCUACAUGCAGGCCUGUGUCAACGGCAGCAUCAAUGAUGGCAGCAAUACAGUGAGCAAAGGAAGUCGUUCUACUCCAAUGCCAGCCGUCCCUAGCACCACCCACUGGUCAACGUAAGGAAUGACUUUGCUGUGUGGUUCUGGCUGAUUGUGUACAUUUCUGUUCUUCAGCCACACAGCAUAUGAUGUUAACCAUACUUGUAAAUAUUUUUUUUUUAGCAAACUGUUAGCCAAUGGAUUUUUUUAGGCAGUGAUGUCAUAAGUUGGUACAUGGUGGCCAAGUGAGACAUGUUUCAACUUACCGGAGAUCUAUUUUUAUAACUUCAAUGUACCUUUCAGAGUAUUUAAUAUCUAGCUCCCUUGUUCUUCCAGGUGCUUUUACCUUUUUUUGAUUAGCCAAGACAAGUUGAUUUUGUCAAUUGAGUUCCAUGAAUUUGUAUGCAAGGCACUGGUCUGCAUCUGAUGUGUACUGGAUAAGGUUAUCUGUACUGCACUGUGUUUUGUUCUAUUUCAUUCCCUGUUUUCACUGCUUAAUGUGAUCAAUGCUACAUUUGUGUAUUUGCUUGUAUGUAGGAGUCUUCACUUGCCUGUACAUGGUCUGUCCUAAUGGAACAACAAUUUCCAAGUUGUUAUUUCCACUCAAAGUACUCUUGCCCACACAAACUAGUCUUUGAGACAUGGGGUUGAGAAAUAAAUGUUUUAUCUGAUGUUCCUAAACUUAUGCCUGAUGUGGGUAAUUCUUUGCAUACUGCUUUCAGAUGAUUUAGUUUCAUUUGGGAUUUAUUGCCAUAAAUGUAACUAGAAUUUAAACUGGUUAACUAUGGGCAAGAUUUGAAAGGAUGCAUUAUCUACAACAUUAGCCUAAACUGCUAUUCAGCUUUCUCUUUCAUGAAUAGCAUAGGUGUUGAGAGACAAAAAGCUCAUUUUAAGAGCGGAAUACCUGUAUGUGACGCAUUUAAUUUAAAAAUACCAAGUGAAACUUUAGACAUUAUUCUGCAAUAAAUGUUUCAAACUAUGUGGUACGGUGUUCCACAUUGUAAUCUCUUUGAAUGUUAAUUUUGCUGAAUCUAGGUCAUGUGGAACUUGUAUGGAUACAAUGAAUUUGCACACUGCAUAGUACAUGCUACUGUAGAUACUGCAUAUACUCCAAUAGUAAGAGCAGUAUGCUUGUAUGCUGUCCUGAACAGACCCAAACAGUUCUUUAAGGAUAGUUAAUACCAAAUCACACUCUUGUUCUUCCAGCUCCUGUUCUUCCAAACCCUGUAUAGCUUCUUUUUUUUUUAAUUUAUUUAUUUUUUUUUUAAAGAUCUUGGGCAGAAUGUUGGGGACUGACUGCCUCAGUCACCAUUCACUUUCAUUGUAUCUUUUUCCAUACAAUGAAAGUGAGACUGCGGCUGUCAUUCUGCCUAGCAUCUCCUGUGUUGGCAGAGAGACAUAUGGGUUUGGAACCACAUGAGGGAUAUUAAAUGACAGAAUUUACACUUGGUUGAAUAUACAAAGUAUAUGAGAAUAUGGGGCCAAAAAGCAUGGUGCGCAUGACCAUGAACUUUGAAUUAUCAUUUUGCCAUUUUAGGUUUCACACAUUGAUAAUAUAAACAACCAUUGUUGCUUUUCACCCACAUUUAUUUCUCUUACUGUAAUAAAAUGACUAUUGAAAACAUAUAUUUACAAUUUAACUGAUCACAGUUUGAGACUUUGAAAACGAAUCUUAAUUUCUUUAGCUGCUCGCUCAUUAAAAUUGUCCUUCAGUAUGCUCUUAUGGUCAAAAAUGUGUACAUUGCACACAAUGACAUCUUUACCCCAAAUAUAUUUCCCUUCCAUAAUCCGACAUCGACCUAUAUUCAUCUUCAGUAAAUUCGCCCUGCAGUAUAAGUGCUUUGUGUCCUCAAUGAUCUGGUGAACAAGACUACUUAUUAAGGCCUCUGAUUCCUGCCCUUCCCCCACAAUUAAAGGUCGACCAAUAG